ACCAGCCUUGUCACCCUUCUCUGGACUCUCUCGAGCACCUCCAUGUCCUUCUUGUAGCGAGGAGCCCAAAACUGAACACAGUACUCGAUGGACAAGGUCAAAGCAGGAUGGUCUUGCCACACUACAAUGUGGCUGUCAGGUAUCACCACUGCUGGGGUCACAAUUGUACCUGAGAAUGAAGAUGCCGAGUGCACUUCAAUUUUUUGCUCAGCAUGUCAACAAGCAGUAUAUCCACACCAUCUUUUUUACCAUAAUAAAAAACACAAAGCCCUAACUUUGCUGGGCUACAAUAGCUCACAAACAGAGAUGGACAAUGAAACACUUUUAGCUCAGAGGCAGAAGCUAAUUUCAAAAUUGACCAAGCUUCCUAAAUAUUCUGAAAGACAUAAGCAGAAGAUUGAUAUUCAUUUUUCAUUUGAGUUCCUUAUGGACAAUCACAGUCCUACAUCAUAUUGUGAUCUCAACACCAGUCCCGGUAUUCUUAAAAAAAUAAAAAAUUUGUCAAUAAAAGCAUUAUCAGUUUGCCAAGAUAAAAAUUCCACAUGGCAGGGAGACAUGGAAGACAGAUUUUUUGUGGUGGACAACUAUAGAAACAGGUCAGAGUGUUUUCUGGGGCUAGUUGAUGGCUAUCACGGUGUGACAGCCGCAGAAAUGGUUGCAGCAGAGCUUCCACUUUCAUUUCUUGAUCAGCUUGCUCAAACAGAUUCCUCCUACAAAAAGACUGAGCAAAUUCUAAAUUCUUUUGCCACAGUAAUCGAGGCAGACUACAGGAAAAAGGAGAUUUUUUCUGAUAAACAGGACAAUGGUGAGAUCAACAAGACCAAUAAUUACGAAUGGAUUCACAAAGCAUAUGCCAAAUCCUUCUGGAGAAUGGAUAAACUUUUACGACUGGGAAGGAAUGAAGUUUCCAAAGUUCAAUGGAGCGGAUGCUCAGCUGUUACCUGUUUGAUGGAAAGACUCCCCAGCAAAAAUACAGACGGUAAUGAAGAAAAACACUUUGAAAACAGCACACAUAGUCCAUUAACCAGGACAGCUGAGGAUGUUGCUGGGUUACUGCACAUUGCUAACAUAGGGAAUGUGCAUGCAGUUUUAUGUAAAAAUGGCAAGAGUUAUUGCCUCUCAGAAGAGCACAGCACAUCUAAUGUAUGUGAGAGAAAACGCAUACUUCAGAAUGGUGGAAACAUCAGCACUAAUGAACCAGAUGGAUUAGUAGAGGGUCACCUCAGAACUACAAGGGGUCUUGGACAUCAUGGAGAUCCAGUACUGAAAAAAUCUGUUAUACCUGUACCUCAUAGCAUCUCUGUCACUAUUGAUAAUUCUUGCCAAUUUCUUGUUUUAGCUUCUAAUGGGCUUUGGGAGGUUUUGGAUUAUAAUUAAGUAUGUGCAUUAACACUAACAACAUUCACUCAUUAUUUGAGAAUGUAUGAAUAUGUUCACCGAAACGGGGCCUCUCUGUAUAAGUGUCAGUAUUUGAUGACCCUCUCUGAAGAGGACUUAAAUGGUUCAGAUGGUCUGCAAGAUAGAACAGAGACGCUGUACUCCAAUCAAGACAUUUUUCUCAGCAGGUCAAAAGGCAACUUCACACAAAGCAAGCCAAAAUGUUCUAGGAGUAGCUAUUUGCAAAGUGAAGACAAAGUUCCUAAGGAAACUGAUGACCACAAAAACCAAGCUGAUCCAGAGCUGUCUCUCUUCAGUAAUGAUGAAAUAGGUCCACAGAACAGAGGGACAAAACAUCAUAUUAGCACACAAGGUGACUCUGAAGAACUGACACAGUCAGAGGACAGAAAAAUUUGUCUAUGUAACAGUUUUCAGCCACAUUCACAUACUGCAGCUCAAGAAGAAACAGACACUGACACUCUGUGAUCUACAAACAUGAAACAGCCUCAGAAAGAUACAGAAGCAUACCUAUCUAAUUAUGACUCAAACCCACACCUGACAGAAAAAAUGGACUCCAAGAUACUCUGUGACAAACCUGCAAGUUAUACUAGCCAGCAACUGUUAAAGACCACAUUGCCAGUGGAUUGUAAAGCACCAACAGAUUUUGAACAAGAAAAAAUGUAUCUGUCUGAUUGUGAAUCACAAGCUGCAGGAAGAGGCUGGGUCACCUCUGAGAGGCUCUAUGAGAAAGCAGCAAGCUACAUCAGUGAACAACUGGUAAAGACUGCAUUAGCUGCAGGUUCAAGAAAUAUUACUAUUCUGAUUGUACUUCUAAAUGGAUGCGAUAAGAUACCUACCUACCUCAACAUUUGAAGAUUUAUCAUAUGGUAAGUGGAGUUUCACAGUACAUAAAGCACAAGCUUACAUUUAGCUGAGCCAUGAAGUUACACAAAAUCAUCUUAACUGCUGACCAGGGGAAUUAAUCAUACAUCUUCUCUCAAACCGUACAAAUGCAAUAAAAGCUUCUGAAAUUCACAGUAAAAAAGAGUAAUCAAAUUUUUUUUUUAACCACUUUAUUCAAACCUGAGCACCUCAAUAUAAAACUAAACACUGGUGAACUGUCAUUUUCCUUGCUAAACCCAGAUUACUGCAAAUUUAAAAUCUGCACAAGUUUCUGCUAUCAGUUCAACAUUUAAAUAGACUAAUUCAUCUCUUCUGACACACUUGGUAGAUUUCAUAUAAUGAAAAUAACUAAAAGAAUUAGUGCAAUAUACUGGACAGAUCAAAAUAAAAUGUACUUUGGAAAACAAAGUUGCAAAGUUCAUUACUGACAGAGAGCAGUACUUAUGUUACAGAUACAGGAGCAUCAUUUAUUACUGUUCUAGCCGUAAAGGAAGAACUUAGAACCCCCUUUGAUUAGAGAGGAAAAAAGUUAGCUUUAAGUAACUGUACAUUCUGUAUACCUUUAAGCAACUCUUAAAUAUUACAGAAAGUAUUAAACAAAUGUAGACUACAAUGCAGAGUACCUAUUUACAGUACAUUAAUAUCCUAAUUCAAAAUCAAGUUGGACGUCCAUAAUUGUUAGUGCACUAUUUUUUUCCUUAGGGGAAAAACAAACUGUAAUGGCCAGCAAUGAUCAAAAACAAGAAAGAAGUCACAGA
Molecule: messenger RNA, 3038 nt
Organism: Cygnus olor (mute swan)
Lineage: Eukaryota; Metazoa; Chordata; Aves; Anseriformes; Anatidae
Gene: PP2D1
Product: protein phosphatase 2C like domain containing 1
Biological process (GO): protein dephosphorylation
Molecular function (GO): protein serine/threonine phosphatase activity
Source: RefSeq, a predicted model, not a curated record